CUAGUAGGUGUGGUAUGAAAUGCCGAACCGUAAAGGAGCUCGCAAUGCCUAUUACUUCUUCGUGCUGGAGAAGCUGCCAGAACUGAAGCGGCAGGGUCUGGCUGUGACCGGGGUGGUUGACGCCAUCCCGCAUUGCUCCGACGCCUGGGCGAUACUUAAUGAAGAGCAAAAAGAAAAGUAUACAGAAAUGGCCUGUCAAUGGAAAGCUAAGAAGACAAAAGAACCAGCAAAAAAGCCACCUAGCCAAGUCCCAGUACCGUUUCCUACUCGGAAUAAGAUUCCUGUUACAAACCGUACAAGCCCACUUAAAUGUGAACAAGUUGUGCUUGAAACUUCAUUCUACUUUCUGAAUAUCUUCAGUCAUGGAGUGUUGCCCCCUCACUGCAGCCAGCGUUUCCUCCCUUGUGAAAUUGGGUGUAUCAAAUACUCACUUAAGGAUGGCAUAAUUGCAGAGUUUCAUCAUUUUAUAAAUCCUGGAGAAGUACCACGGGGCUUUCGGUUUCAUUGCCAGGCUGCAGGUGAUGCUACUCAUAGAAUUCCUAUAUCUGGAUUUGACAUUGAAACUGCAAGUUAUUCAGUUGUGUUGCAUGAACUCUACACAUUCAUCCAGCCACACAGGGGCAACUGGCCACCUGUAUAUUGUAAGUCUGAUGAUCACUUCAGAGUUAACUGGUGCCUAAAAUAUAUGGCUAAAGAAACAGGCACAGUCAAUCAUCUAGAGCUCUUAAGUGUGGAGGACCUUGUUGUGGAGCUGCAUUAUCAUAAACUUCAAAAAGAGCCUUCUAAGACUUGGGUGUGUAAUACACUGGAUGCUUCCAUAUGGGAUUACUCAGGCAGUACAAGGUGUCAGUGGCAUGAAGAAAAUGAUAUUGUAUUCUGUGCUCUUGCUACGUGCAAGAAAAUUGCAUACUGCAUCAGCAAUUCUCUAGCAAAUAUGUAUGAAAUCCAGCUAACUGCAUCUCAUUUACCACUACCUGAGAAGAACUGCCAGAACACAGCAAACCCUAAGAUGAUAGUACUGGAUGCUGGACGCUUCCAGAAAGGGAGGUUCAAGAGCCCUGGAAGUGAUAGUUAUUUCAGAUCUCUUAAUAAGGAUCACAGCUCCAUACCUUGUAGUGGUGUAACUCCUUCAGGAGUGAAAAUGAUGCAUGAACCCAUCCCUAGAUGUGGAAGAGGAAUUGCACGUUUUCUAGAAAGCACAUCCAAGCAGUCCAACAGUUAGAAGUAUUCAGUGCUUCCUAUACGUAUGAUUAUUCCAGUUAUUAUUGGGAAUAUAAACAUAUU
Candoia aspera is the source of this 1284-nucleotide messenger RNA. RefSeq names its product maelstrom spermatogenic transposon silencer (gene MAEL). The transcript is spliced from 12 exons. NCBI's taxonomy places the organism in Eukaryota, Metazoa, Chordata, Lepidosauria, Squamata, Candoiidae. The record is from RefSeq and is a predicted model, not a curated record. Gene Ontology annotation, molecular function: sequence-specific DNA binding. Gene Ontology annotation, cellular component: P granule; nucleus. Gene Ontology annotation, biological process: piRNA processing; male meiotic nuclear division; spermatogenesis. The coding region runs from base 20 to 1222 and encodes 400 amino acids.